Camponotus floridanus (Florida carpenter ant) is the source of this 1777-nucleotide messenger RNA. RefSeq names its product golgin subfamily A member 6-like protein 2. The record is from RefSeq and is a predicted model, not a curated record. The coding region runs from base 26 to 1777 and encodes 583 amino acids. Lineage: Eukaryota; Metazoa; Arthropoda; Insecta; Hymenoptera; Formicidae. The transcript is spliced from 11 exons.
UUUGUAUCAUUUCUUUUCUUUUAAAAUGGUGCGGGAAAAAAUACAUCAUCCGGAAAUGCGAACGACAUACCUCUUAAAACCUGGGCAAACAGUCGAGGAUAUCAGACCAUCUGAAAGAACUCGAGCAUUAAUCAUGACAAAAGGAGCUUUUCAGCGUUUCGUGGAUUAUACUACAGAAGAAGAUAGAAUAACGACACAACAAGAAAAAGAGGCUGCAAAAGUAGCAGCGCUAAAAAAAGCAACUUAUGAAAAAAGUAAAACUUGGGACAGUAAGAUAGAAAAUAUUAAGGCGAGGCAGAGAGAAAAGUUACUAUCCAAAAGACAAAAGGCUGAGGAAGAAAGAAAGAUGUUCGUGAAGGAAAUGGCAGAAAAAAAGGCGGCAGAGAGGGCAAAAGUGGUACAGCAAGCAAGGAAAUUGCUUCAGCAAAAAAAGCCUUUAUGUCGGCGAAUUAACCGCGCUCUUUUCGCAUCCGAGUGUUUCAGAGAAUUGGACGCUCAAGUAAUGUUUCAAAACAUUAUUAAGACGAUGGAUAAAGAACAGGAUAUGGAAUAUGCUAAUUCAAUUAAGACAAACGUCGCGAAAUAUGAGGAACAAAAAAGGCAGGAAGAAGAGGAACAAGCGAGAAAGAUAAAGGAUUACGAAAUGGAAUUGAGAAAACAGAUUGAAGAAAACGAACGAGACAAUAAAUUAAAAUUAAUGAAGGAAUUGGAGACUGAAAAACAGGAUCAAAGGAACAUAAUUCAAAAUAUGCGACUCAUAAAAGAGAAAGAAAUGCAAGACAUAUUAAAUAAAAAGAAAAGACUCCAGCAAUUUUUCAAAGAAGCGAUAGAGGAAAAGAAACGAUUCGAACUGGAAUUGAAGCGCAAUGAAGAAUUUGAGGAUCGAGCAUUGGAGAUUUAUCAAAAAGCUAAAGAUGAAAUACAGAAAAUCCAAAAAUCAAUAACGCUGAAAGAAAAAAAAAAGAAAAUGCGUGAAGCACAAAUUAUAACGGAAAAAUAUGAGCCAAUUAAAAUCGAACAAAUUCGCGAGAUUAAAGAAAAGGAAAUUUUGAAAAAAGCUGUGGAAGAAAAAGAGGCUGCUGAAAUAGAAAAGAAAAAAGCUCACAAAGAACGAGAAGAAACUAUGCGUGCUCUUUUGGAAGAAUAUAAACUUCGUGAUACGGCUGUAAAAACAAAGCAAAAGCAAGAGGAGAAAGACCUAAAAAUUUGGGAGAUGAUGCAAAGAUUUAAGAAAAACGAAUAUGACGAGCAAUUUAAUUUAGAAGAACGAAAGCGACAAUGGCAACAAAAAUUAGACUAUGGAAUUGAAUUGCAGAAAGUUACUGAGGAGAAACAAAUUGAAAAAAAGCGUGAGGAAAUUCUUGAAAUCGAAGCCACAAGCAUGAAAGCUGCGAUCGAGAAAGCCAAUAAAAAAAUUUUAGCUUAUGGAGACGAAGUUUUAAAAGAAUCGAAGGGUGUGAGACCACUUUAUCCAAUUCUUAAAGCUAUAGAAGAAUGUAAAAAGGAGAUGGGAUUAAAUGUCACUAAGAAAUCGAAGAAAUCAGAGCAGAUUGAUCGAAGAGGAAAUAUAAAAUCCUUCCAAAUACUGAGGUUGAAUCUCGAAGGAAAAACGCCAUCUAACGGCAUAUCCUAUGAAGAGAGCAUUCACAGCAUUCAGCCCAUCGAAUCAUUGCUAGAAAACAAUAUUCGUGGACUAGAAAAAUGUGUGAGGCAAAUGGCUGGAUCGGGAAUCGAACCCGAAUCUUUCGUUUUCCGAGCAACUGCUCUAGAUCACUGA